GGCCUCUUCCCUACAUCCGGCCUGGCCGGCUCGAUCUGAGGGUUGCGGGAAGCAUGGAGAUGCACGGUCAACCCGACCCCAGGCCGAACUGUUCUUUGUCCACCCCGGGCUGCUCGGGGGUGUCGGUGUCCAAGGAGCUGCUGACGGCCGGGAGCGGCGGCCUCGGAGGAAUAUGGGACAGGUUGCUUAUCAACUCCAAGCCUAAUUCCAGAAAGAACUCUAAUCUUCAAACAGUUCGGAUAGAGAGGAGUCCCUUAUUGGACCAAGUACAGACCUUUCUCCCACAGAUGGCCCAGGCAAAUGAAAAGUUAAGAAAAGAAAUAGCAGCUGCACCACCUGGUCAGUUUGAUAUCGAAAAUGUUGAUGAGACUGUUGGAAAAAUUAUACAAAUGGAUGUGGCCUUGUUUGAGAUGAAUCAGUCUGACUCAAAAGAAGAGAACAGUUCAGAAGAAAGUUCUCAAGACAGUUCAGAGAACAGCUCAGAAUCUGAGGAUGAAGAAGUCAGCAUUCCUGAUCAAGUCACCAUAGAUAACAUUAAACUUCCUAAUUCAGAAGGUGGAAAAGGCAAGAUAGAAGUUCUGGAUAGUCCUGCCAGUAAAAAGAAGAAACAAUGAAAUACAUGAUCUGGAAAGAUGCGUGAUGCACGCCUGCUAAUUCUGUCAUAAAGGUUGUGAUUCCCGGUUAUCUUGUGUUGCAGGUACCCAUGGUUUUAGGUAGUAUUGUAUGUAUUUUGUUUCUCAGCAAAAUGAAAGCUGGCAUUUAAGGACGUGGACUACAUGCAGAUUAGACUUGUCUUUGGUCUCAUGCUGAAGAGACUUAGGGUUUAGAAAGCUUAACUUCCUGUGUGGUCAUGACUGAACUUGUUGGUACCUUUCUUCAACAUGGAUUUCAGAAAUACCAGUUCAUUUUAAAAAAGAAGUAAAUUACCUGUUUUCUGUUUAGUUUUGUUUUUAAAAUUACUGCACUGGAAAAAACCUAAUAUUUUUAGGUUAUUAUAACAUCAAACGAUUUUGUCACGUCCAAGAUAGAGUCAAUAAAGGAGACAUUUUUUUAGAAGAAAAAAGAUUUUUAUAAGGAAAAAAUUUACAUGUAUUUUUAGCUACCCUGAGGUAUAUCUAUUUUCAUUUGAAAACUAUUCCUUUCCAGUUUGGCCUUGGAGAGCGAACCGGGGCUCUGUGAUUGGAUCACUGUCAGUGACUCUGCAGCC
Molecule: messenger RNA, 1207 nt
Organism: Loxodonta africana (African savanna elephant)
Lineage: Eukaryota; Metazoa; Chordata; Mammalia; Proboscidea; Elephantidae
Gene: NOPCHAP1
Product: NOP protein chaperone 1
Exons: 4
Coding region: 54-614 (186 amino acids)
Biological process (GO): box C/D snoRNP assembly
Molecular function (GO): box C/D methylation guide snoRNP complex binding
Source: RefSeq, a predicted model, not a curated record